Molecule: messenger RNA, 609 nt
Organism: Didymodactylos carnosus
Lineage: Eukaryota; Metazoa; Rotifera; Eurotatoria; Philodinida; Philodinidae
Source: the annotation of a GenBank genome assembly
AUGUAUGUGAGAGAUGCUAUUGGCCGUGUGACAUCGACGAUUGUUUGUGGCAGUGAUUUGCAUUUGUAUCACAAUGAAUUUGCUGGUCUGGAAAAAAAUGAUAUUCUUGGUCAUGAAUGUAUGGGUAUCAUUGAAUCGGUUGGAUCUGAAGUGAAAAAUGUCAAAGUUGGCGAUCGUGUCGUUGUUUCGGCUGUCAUCUCAUGCGGCUACGACGGGUGCCGAGCAGAAUACGUUCGCGUUCCAUUCGCAGAUGUGAAUACGUUGAAAAUUAAAAGUGACGUUAAAGAUGAACAAGUAUUGUUCUUAUCCGAUAUUCUCUGUACUGGUUGGCAGGCAACAGUGUUGGGCGGAGUUCAAGAAGGAACCACAGUGGCUGUAUGGGGUUGUGGACCGGUGGGAUGGAUGUCUGUUAUGUGGUCUCGCUAUCCUGGAGCUAAAAAAAUUGUUGCUAUUGAUUGCUGCGAAGAACGAUUGGAAAAAGCGCGAUUACAAGGAGCUGAGGCGAUUAAUUUCUCGAAAACCGACAUACUGAAAACAUUACAACAAAUGAUCCCUGGUGGUCCCGAUAUUUGCAUCGAUGCUGCUGGCUUUCGAUUUGCUAAAGGUUAG